AUGGGUUCAUGUGCUUCCAAGUCAGCUCUUGAGCAUCGUCGGACGGAGAGGCACUACACAACAAGGAGGGGCAGAAGAGGGCGCAGCAAUCCCCGGACAGUGAUGCCGGAUGGGCCCAAACCACGAAUUGUGGAUGCAAGAGGGCGCACCACUGACUUCUCGAUGAGUGAGAUAGUCCAUGUUGAGUCAGCGCGCAAGUCGGAUCAUUCCAAGACGUUCCAACUCACCCAGAUGGAGUGGCACCACAGCGAGCGAGAUUCCAGUGGUUGCUGCAAAGAAGACGCCUGGUUCGACUCUGUUAGCAUCCUUGACGACGAUUCUGAUGAGGAGGAAUUCAAGAGCUUAGAUGGAGAUUUUUCCGAUGAUGAAGAAGAAGAUGAGGAGCAGAAUAAGCGAGAGAAGGCAUCACGUUUUGCUGAUGCUCUCUCCCGCAUCGUCGAAUUAUGGCGGGGUGUCCCCAUGACAUUGUCAAUUGAACAAUAUCUGAAAAGAGAUGAUGGUGGUGAUGAUCCUGCACAUAGGAGCCAAAGCAUGGAAAUAUGUGCCAACAAGUGUAUGGCAAGUUCCAAGGAGAAAAAUGAUGUAGAGGACAAGAACGACAAGGAUCCUAGCACCCCGUCUCGCAUACGCAAGCUGCUACAUUCCAUCAGUUUCAAUGAAAAGAUGCAACAACUCACCUGUGUCAGUCCGGCGAAGAGGAAGUCUACAGUUAUACGGCUCUCCUAUAGGAGGACACCAUGCGACGAGGACUCCCAAUGUGGUGGUGACAUCGGUGAAUCAAAGAAAUAUGUCAUCCGACCCAAGGGAGGGAUGACGAUCCCAUCUGGAGGGGAAAAGCCCACACCCGGAAGAUGGUCACGGAUUGAUCCAUCCAUCUUCAAACUAAGGAGUGAAACAUUCCUCAGAGAUAAGAAAAAAUGUCCAGCUCCGAACUAUGCCGCAUACUACCCUAUAGGCGUUGACUUGUUUGCGAGCCCCAAGAAGGUUUCGCACAUUGCCGAACACAUUGAUCUUCCACAGUUCAAAUCACACCACAAGCUCCCGUCACUGUUGAUUGUCAACAUCCAGAUGCCUACCUAUCCUGCUGCUAUGUUCCUUGGGGACAGCGAUGGAGAAGGGUUCAGCCUUUGUUUAUACUUUAGACUCUCUGAGUACUUUGACAAGGAGGUUUCAGAGCAUUUCAAGGAAUCCAUCGUGAGAUUUCUUGAGGAUGAAUGUGAGAAGGUGAAAGGUUUUGCAUCAGAAUCUACAAUGGCAUAUAGAGAUCGGUUGAAAAUCAUGGCUGGAUUGGUUAACCCAGAUGAUCUUCAGUUGAGUUCCACAGAGAAAAAGCUUGUGCAAGCAUACAACGAGAAGCCAGUCCUUUCCCGCCCUCAACAUAGUUUUUAUGAGGGUGAGAACUACUUUGAGGUAGAUCUUGAUAUACACCGGUUUAGCUACAUCGCAAGGAGGGGAUUGGAUUCAUUUAGGGAACGCCUGAAGAGUGGCAUCCUUGAUUUGGGUUUGACAAUUCAGGCCCAGAAGCAAGAGGAACUCCCUGAGCAGGUCCUUUGUUGUGUUAGGUUGAACAAGAUAGACUUCAUAAAUCAUGGGCAAGUUCCAACGAUUGUCACAUCCGAUGAUAAGUGA
Messenger RNA from Triticum turgidum subsp. durum (durum wheat), 1629 nucleotides. NCBI's taxonomy places the organism in Eukaryota, Viridiplantae, Streptophyta, Magnoliopsida, Poales, Poaceae. The record is from the annotation of a GenBank genome assembly.